GAGGGAAUGUAUCUCUAUCCACGUCGGGCAGGCCGGUGUCCAAAUGGGCAAUGCAUGCUGGGAGUUGUACUGCCUUGAGCAUGGAAUUCAACCCGAUGGUCAAAUGCCAAGUGACAAGACCAUCGGAGGUGGUGACGAUUCAUUCAACACAUUCUUCAGCGAGACAGGGGCAGGGAAACACGUCCCAAGGGCAGUGUUUGUCGACUUAGAGCCCACAGUUGUCGACGAGGUCCGCACUGGUACGUACCGCCAACUGUUCCAUCCCGAGCAGCUUAUCACUGGUAAGGAGGAUGCCGCCAACAACUACGCACGUGGUCACUACACCAUCGGUAAGGAGAUUGUCGACCUCGUCUUAGACCGCAUCAGGAAGUUGGCCGAUCAGUGCACUGGUCUUCAGGGAUUCCUCAUCUUCCACUCCUUCGGUGGAGGUACCGGAUCUGGAUUUACCUCCUUGUUGAUGGAACGUCUCUCUGUCGACUACGGAAAGAAGUCCAAGCUCGAGUUCUCAAUUUACCCUGCACCUCAGGUAUCCACGGCUGUCGUCGAGCCAUACAAUUCAAUCUUGACCACCCAUACCACCCUCGAGCACUCCGAUUGUGCUUUCAUGGUCGACAAUGAGGCUAUUUACGACAUCUGUCGACGUAAUUUGGACAUUGAACGACCAACUUACACUAACUUGAACCGUCUAAUUGGUCAGAUUGUAAGUUCCAUCACUGCCUCACUGCGUUUCGAUGGUGCCCUGAACGUUGACUUGACAGAGUUCCAGACCAACUUGGUACCCUACCCUCGUAUUCAUUUCCCUCUGGCCACCUACGCUCCGGUCAUCUCUGCCGAGAAAGCUUACCAUGAACAACUAACUGUCGCUGAGGUCACAAACGCUUGUUUUGAACCGGCUAACCAGAUGGUGAAGUGCGAUCCCCGUCACGGCAAAUACAUGGCUUGCUGCAUGUUGUAUCGUGGUGACGUUGUCCCUAAAGAUGUCAACGCAGCUAUUGCUACUAUCAAGACCAAGCGUACCAUUCAGUUUGUCGACUGGUGCCCAACUGGUUUCAAGGUUGGAAUCAAUUACCAACCACCCACUGUCGUGCCUGGAGGUGAUCUCGCCAAGGUCCAACGUGCUGUAUGCAUGUUGAGCAACACCACCGCCAUCGCUGAGGCCUGGGCUCGUCUUGACCACAAGUUCGAUCUCAUGUACGCCAAGCGUGCUUUCGUCCAUUGGUACGUCGGAGAGGGUAUGGAGGAGGGAGAGUUCUCUGAGGCCCGUGAGGAUCUGGCUGCCCUGGAGAAAGACUACGAAGAGGUCGGAGUUGACUCUGUUGAUGGUGAAGGCGAAGAGGAAGGAGAAGAAUACUAAAUACUUUAUUCUGCACAAGUGAAAUGUUGUGGACUAUUAAACCUACACUAAGAACAUUUUUACCAGUACAAUUAAUUGGCAAAAAUGGAAUCUACAUUUUAAUCUACAUUUUAGAUUUAUCAUAUACAUGCAAAAUGUAAACUGUAUAAAUGAUUUUCCGAACAUUUGUUACACAUCAACGCUGGCGAUAUCCUCCGAAACCCUGGGUUACAGAAUCGAACACAAAGUUCCUUCCACUUAGUGUAUGAUUCUGUAACCCUGGAAUACGAAGGAUGCACUGUCAAAAGCAUUUAAUGAACUAAACACUGAGCUUGUGCUAAACUCAGGAAAUAUCAAAUGCACAUAUUAUUAGCGACUUCUAUAAUAAUGAGGUGAAGUAUAACUUCAAUUCCAAUUUCAUGUGAU
Molecule: messenger RNA, 1759 nt
Organism: Owenia fusiformis
Lineage: Eukaryota; Metazoa; Annelida; Polychaeta; Sabellida; Oweniidae
Source: the annotation of a GenBank genome assembly